UUUCACAUUAAUUAAAAAAAUAGAAAAGAGGUGCAAAGAACAUCUAGUACACUCGAUCCAGCUAAAUCUUGUAACCUUUCUUCUCCCAAACAUCUUCUAUUAUCAUUCUCUUCCAUCCCAAGAAGAAACACACACACACACAUCGGAUAUCACAAAAAACUCAAUAACUUUCCAAAUUCUCCAAUACCCAUUUCCAGUUCUCCAUUUAUGGCAUCACCGAAAAAGCCACCGGCAGAAUCCGACCGACCACCGACGGCGAUCAUGCACCAACCUGCAUCUCCUCGUUUCCCUUCCGGAACACCCACUUCACGCGCCAACCGAAAGAUCGCUAUCGCCGUCGAUCUUAGCGACGAAAGCGCUUACGCUGUCAAAUGGGCCGUCCAAAAUUACCUCCGACCAGGUGACGCCGUUAUCCUCCUCCACGUCCGUCCAACUUCCGUUCUCUACGGCGCUGAUUGGGGUGCUAUUGAUGUCCCCCUUGACGACACUACAAAUGAAGAAUCACAGCAGAAAUUAGAAGAUGAUUUUGAUAACUUCACAACUACAAAAUCUAAUGAUUUAGCACAGCCGCUCGUUGAAGGGAAUGUACCGUUCAAGAUUCAUAUAGUGAAGGAUCAUGAUAUGAAAGAAAGGCUGUGUCUUGAAGUAGAGAGGUUGGGUUUGAGUGCAGUGAUAAUGGGGAGUAGAGGGUUUGGUGCUUCGAGGCGUAGCAUAAAAGGAGGGAGGCUAGGUAGUGUGAGUGAUUAUUGUGUGCAUCAUUGUGUUUGCCCUGUUGUUGUUGUUAGAUAUCCUGAUGAUAAAGAUGGGGUCGCUGCUGAUGAUGCAAAUGAAGGUUCAGUUAAAAAAGAGACAGAUCUUCACCCUGUGCCUGAGGAUGAACCAAUAUACCAUGAUGCCGAGGAUAAAGCUGCAGAUUUGGAGAAGGCUUCUUGAGUAAGUUGAAGGUGCAGAGAUGUUCAAGUACUCUAGUGAGACGGACUUGGUUUUGGUGUGGGCAUGGGCCAUUUGGAAAAUGAGUUUGGUGGUUUUCAGUGCUUUCUUUCUGCUUAUGGUUGUCUUCUGUGUUUCGAGUUUAUGAAGUUUGAAAUGAUUGUUAUUGUUCAUGAGCUUCUUCUCUUUGUUUUAGGUUAUAAAAAUGGCUACCUGCUUUUUAUGUGGAAUAACUAUCUUUUGAAGCUGCUUUGUACAACUUUCCAUGUUGAUUGCA
Molecule: messenger RNA, 1207 nt
Organism: Nicotiana attenuata
Lineage: Eukaryota; Viridiplantae; Streptophyta; Magnoliopsida; Solanales; Solanaceae
Product: universal stress protein PHOS32
Exons: 2
Coding region: 208-933 (241 amino acids)
Source: RefSeq, a predicted model, not a curated record